CUGCGUUGGGUCUUAGCGUUGGGUCUCUGUCUAAGACAGCGGCUCAGAGCUGUCAGGAUGAGGCUCCAGGCCCUCAUGCGGACAGGGACGGACAGCCCCCUGAGCUGGCUCUCGUUACUUCCUGCCAUUUCCCCGGGUGCUUGCAGGUGCCUGUGUGCGCCCUGUUCCCCUCUCCCCGCUCAGCUCUGUAACCUCAGCCUGGGCCCCCGUAGUUCCUUCUGGACUCCCACCUUGACUCAGGUGCCCUCUCAUCGCGUGGCCCCUGUAGCGUGUAUUCCCCUGAACUGGAGGUUUCUCUGUGCUCCCCGCGCUCACCCCCAAUAGACGGCGGUCCCUGUGGGACCCUGUCUGUCCGGCAGGCAGGUGGUGCUCAGGAGGUAGUGGUCGGAUGGCUGAUGCCUUCACACUGGAUUCUUUUCGUUUCUGGAACAUCCCUUCGCUCGCGAUUGUCCUCGGUCUCUCCGUGUCCAUCGGUGCCCCUCGGGCGGGGAGUUGGCUUCUCUCCACGCCUUAGUGUCCACUGAGAGCAGUUCCACGUGUGGCCCCCACCAUGUCCCCCGACAGUGGCUCCGAGGGUGAGCCCUGCUGGACUGGAAGGGCCUGUGGCUCUCACUUCCCAGUUUGUGACUUUGAGCCCCUGGAAAGCAGGGACAGUGCCUGCUCGGCAUCUAAAGGCACAGUGCAAAGGAAGGGCUUAAAUAAUUCUAAAACCACUUGAGUAAGUGACUCAGUUUCUCUAAAUAUUACCACGCGUCCUCUGUGAGGGACGUGAACAGGAGUACAGUUGUGAUGUGUACCACCCAGGAGACCUGAGGGGCAGGCGGGCCCCGGCGGGAAGGCCGGCGGGAAGGCCGGCGUGGCGGAAGAGCAGGCUGCUGGAGCCCUGGAGGGGAGAGCCAGGCAGGGGCGAGGAAGGGCACUGAGCAGCCACCGAGGUUUGAGGGGAGGAACCUCCCCCCUGUGGCUUUGGAGCCCUGGCUGCUUGGAGAACUGGUCAGGGAGGCGGUGCCUGCGCCCUGGGUGGGGUGUGGCAGGAAGAGGAGGGAGUGGGUGGGCUCGACAUGUGUUUUGGAGGCAGAAUGAACAGGACUUGCUGAUGGUUAGAUGUGCGCUGAGGGAGGAAGGAUUCAGUGGUUUCUGGCAUGAGCACCUGUGGGCCAUGGUGCUGUUUACCAAGACAGGAAAGGCUAGGAGGGGGUGGGCCGGGGCAGAGACAAAAGCCUGAGGUUCUGAUUUGUGGAGUUGAGGCCUGAGCCGUCUGGCAGGGGUGAGGCCGAGGCAGCUGUGUGUGGCCACAGACGCGGAUGGGAGACAGCGGGUCGGUGUCAGCGAGAGGAACGCACAGGAGAAAGGGGAGCGGUGAUGCCAGGGGAGGAUGGAAAGGCUUGAGAGGCGAGAGGACAGGGCUGUGCGGGUCCCGUUGCGCCCCCUCCUGCUGCGGCUCCUGCCGGGGCACUUGUGGGUGGUGUCGCAUCAGCUCCUCAGGUCCCUCCCGAGCCUGAGCCGGCCUUUCCACUCGCUGAGGAAGGCAGAUGUUACCGACUGGUCCCAUUUCUCAGACUAAUCUUUAUACAGCAGCUUCUCUAGCGUCCCCUGGAAGGAAACAGCUAAAAACCACCCGCUCCUGCCGCCCAGAUAGCUGGCCCGGCCGUUUCUGGAGGCGGCUUCCUGCUCGCUCUCGCCCCUGCGCCUCCCCUGCAGGUCCUGUUGGGAACUUGCUGCAGGAGCCUCGCGACGCACGCCCGCCGGCCUGUCCUCCAGGCGAAGCCGACCUCGGAAGCCGCGGCGUUGGCGUCCUGCUGCCGCUGUCACAUCACUUGCUCCCGGGCCAGGGCCAGCGGCAGGAGGCGGCCCUCGGAGGGGCCUGGCUGGCCGGCUGCUGCAGCGUUGUGGACGAGCAGGAGAUGGCAGCACAGCAGGAUGGUUAUUGGAGGGGCCAGGCACGCGGCUGUGACUAAUCAGAGAACUUCUUCCUCAGCCAGUUAAUACAGGAGGCAGGUUCCCACAUGAAAUCGAGACUGACAGCCCAUCUCCUGCAUGUGGAAGGCAGAGCAAUGGCCUGAUGCUCCAAAAUCGCUAGGACAACACUAAAGCUGAAUCGCAGCUGUUCUUGUUGAGAAAUGAGCCGCCAGACUGCGACCGCGUUACCCACCGGGACCUCCAAGUGCACGCCGUCGCAGAGGGUGCCCGCCCUCACGGGCACCACCGCGUCCAACAAUGACCUGGCCAGUCUCUUUGAGUGUCCUGUCUGCUUUGACUAUGUGUUGCCACCCAUUCUUCAGUGUCAGAGCGGCCAUCUUGUCUGUAGCAACUGUCGCCCAAAGCUCACGUGUUGUCCAACCUGCCGGGGCCCCUUGGGCUCCAUUCGCAACUUGGCGAUGGAGAAAGUGGCCAAUUCGGUACUUUUCCCUUGUAAAUACGCCUCUUCCGGGUGUGAGGUCACUCUGCCCCACACGGAAAAAGCCGACCACGAGGAGCUCUGCGAGUUCCGGCCUUACUCCUGCCCCUGCCCCGGCGCGUCCUGUAAGUGGCAGGGCUCCCUGGAUGCCGUGAUGCCGCACCUGAUGCACCAGCACAAGUCCAUCACCACCCUGCAGGGGGAGGACAUCGUGUUCCUCGCCACGGACAUCAACCUGCCCGGGGCGGUGGACUGGGUGAUGAUGCAGUCCUGCUUCGGCUUCCACUUCAUGCUGGUCCUGGAGAAGCAGGAGAAGUACGACGGGCACCAGCAGUUCUUCGCGAUCGUCCAGCUGAUAGGAACGCGCAAGCAGGCGGAAAAUUUUGCUUAUCGACUCGAGCUAAAUGGCCAUAGGCGGCGAUUGACUUGGGAAGCUACUCCCCGAUCGAUUCAUGAGGGAAUCGCAACGGCCAUUAUGAAUAGCGACUGUCUAGUCUUUGACACCAGCAUCGCACAGCUUUUUGCAGAAAAUGGCAAUCUAGGCAUCAAUGUCACUAUUUCCAUGUGUUGAAGUGGCGAUCAAACGUUUUCUGGCCAGUGUUUAAAACCAUUGCGUUCAACUUCACAGAGAAUAGGCCCCCUCUGCCUGCCCCCCGAGACUUUUGGUAGGUGGAGCUAGUCACAUGAAGGGAAAUAAAUGGAAAGGCUGUUAAAUACAGGAAGCGGUUGCAUGUAGUAACACUAAUAUAUUUAAAAUAAGUCAACAGUAAACCACUGAAAAAAUAUAUAUAUACACCCAAGAUGGGCAUCUUUUGUAUUAAGAAAGGAAGCAUUGUAAAAUAAUUCUGAAUUUGUGUUGUAGAUUGAGUGUACUAUUGAGAAAUACUGGGUUUUUGUUUCUGCGUGAGUGUGUGGGAGCGUGUGCGUGUGCUUGGGUUUUUUCCUUUAACUGACAAGCCAUGUUGAGUGGUCUUGGGCCACUGCUUCCCCUCUUUUGAGUCAAUACAUAGUGCUGCUGUGUGUGUAUAUAUUUUUUGUGUGUAUUUGCUAAUUUUUAUUAAUUCUAGUUUUUCAUUAAAUAAAUUUGACUUUCUUUUCUGUAAUUCAAGCUUUUCCCAUUUUUUUUUGUACCUUUUUAAAGUUAGUGUUUUUUUGAUAUGCAUAAUUUGUUUAUGGUAAAGUUUAUACAUGUGUGUUCCAUACAUGUUUUUUCUCCCCAUUAAUCAGUUCAUUAGAAAUACUUUAUAUUCAGCCUCUUGUGAAGACACGAGUUCCAGAAAGGAGAGGUAACAUCGGAAGAAAGAUCAGAAGCUACUUAAAGCAGCUAGAAGAUGGUUGGUCGGUCGGUCUUUUUCUCUUUUUUCCAGUUGAGUCACGCCUUCAAACUUAUUCUUUAAAAGGUAGUAGGAUAUACUGAUUUUUAAAAAAAUAUUGAAAAAUCCCCUCCCUCCCCCCAAUAUCUUGGACAAAUCACAUGUUUAAAAUUUGUUCUCAUAUUUAUUGGUUUUGCAAAAGAAGGCAUCAUCUCACAGUAUUUGUAAUUAAAAGCAAAGCAUUUGUUUUAAAAAAGGCAGUUUGCAAAAAAAUGUUUUUUGGUCUUUUAUAAUUCUCAUUAAAAGAAUAUCUGGCAAAUUGAAAA
Messenger RNA from Myotis myotis, 4037 nucleotides. RefSeq names its product siah E3 ubiquitin protein ligase 1 (gene SIAH1). The record is from RefSeq and is a predicted model, not a curated record. Gene Ontology annotation, biological process: multicellular organism development; proteasome-mediated ubiquitin-dependent protein catabolic process. Gene Ontology annotation, cellular component: cytoplasm. NCBI's taxonomy places the organism in Eukaryota, Metazoa, Chordata, Mammalia, Chiroptera, Vespertilionidae. Gene Ontology annotation, molecular function: ubiquitin conjugating enzyme binding; ubiquitin protein ligase activity; zinc ion binding. The coding region runs from base 2121 to 2969 and encodes 282 amino acids. The transcript has 2 exons.